Messenger RNA from Serinus canaria (Common canary), 5855 nucleotides. Its product is annotated as neuropeptide Y receptor type 4-2. Gene Ontology annotation, molecular function: neuropeptide binding; pancreatic polypeptide receptor activity. The record is from RefSeq and is a predicted model, not a curated record. The transcript has 2 exons. The coding region runs from base 290 to 1423 and encodes 377 amino acids. Lineage: Eukaryota; Metazoa; Chordata; Aves; Passeriformes; Fringillidae. Gene Ontology annotation, cellular component: plasma membrane; neuron projection. Gene Ontology annotation, biological process: G protein-coupled receptor signaling pathway.
GAGAGGGAGAGAGGGAGAGAGAUGCCAUCCAAAUUACCUACAGAAACAACCAGCAGAGCUUCUCUCCUGGACUGCAAGGGCACAAAGGGUCUUACUUCACUCCUACAACAUUUCUGCUUUCUUCCAGAACAGAAAUGUGCACCAACAGCAGAGAUUCUCUCCAUCGGUAACUGGUAUACCCGGACCUUCCACAGCCAGAUACAACAGAUAUAACGCUUUUAGGCUGGCUCCAGAAGACUCAGACUGUGUUUGACUACCACCCUUUUGCAUAAAUAUUUUGGGAUUCAAGAUGAAUAAGACAAGGGCUGUUAAUGAUGUUUUUCAUUUCCUGAUCAGCAAGAACUGGAGCUCAAGCCGAAGCUUUCCUAUGAACAUUUCUAAUCAGUGCAUGAACAUCACUGACCUUACUGUCUUUCUGGCCACCUCCUACAGCUUGGAGACUGUUCUGGGCAUUGUGGGAAACAUCUGUCUGAUUGCUGUCAUUGCCAGGCAGAAGGAAAAGGCAAAUGUCACCAAUAUCCUAAUUUCCAACUUAAUAAUUUCAGACUUGUUUAUGUGUCUUGUCUGCCUGCCUUUCACUGUUGUUUACACUAUGAUGGACUACUGGAUAUUUGGAGAAGUCAUGUGCAAAAUGACCUCUUUCACUCAGUGCACAACUGUGACAGUGUCAAUCCUUUCCCUUGUCCUUAUUGCUCUGGAAAGACACCAGCUCAUCAUAAACCCAACUGGCUGGAGGCCAAAUACCUCCCAAGCCUACCUAGGAAUUGGAGUGAUUUGGACUUUAGCAUGUCUCAUGUCCCUACCCUUUUUGACCACAUCCAUCUUGUCUAAUGAGUUGUAUGAGCAGCUCUCACACUUCAUGAAUUUUUCCACUGAUAAGGCAAUAUGUAUCAACUCGUGGCCUUCUGAGCAGCACAAGCUUAUCUACACUACUGCUUUACUGCUCUUGCAAUAUUGCAUCCCUCUGUUCUUCAUUAUCCUUUGCUACCUGCGAAUCUACUUACGCCUGCAGAAGAGAAAGGACAUGUUUGAGAAGAGUGAGUACAGCAACCGAGCGGGCCAGCUGAGAAGGAUAAACAUCUUGCUAGCAUCCAUGGUUGCUGCUUUUGCUGUUUGCUGGCUACCACUGCAUGUUUUCAACACCAUCGUGGACUGGAAUUACAAAAUCAUUUCGCCUUGCCACCACAACCUGAUCUUCUCAUUGUGCCACCUGGUAGCUAUGGCUUCUACCUGUGUCAACCCUGUUAUCUAUGGUUUCCUAAACAGCAACUUCAAAAAAGAAGUGAAGUCACUGAUUCUAAGCUGCCAGCAUAAUUCAGUAACUGCCUCAAUGGAAGAAUAUGACCAUUUGCCUUUAUCCACCAUGCAGACUGAAAUUUCCAAGGGGUCACUGAUGUUGAACUGCAGGCACAAUUCUAUCUAAUGAGCAGAAAACAUUUCAGAAGGGUGCACUGACACCACAAACCAAUUAUUACCUGUGGGUAUAUAAAGCAACUGGUGAUGCCACAGCUGGGAUGUGAACAGGAAGCCAUCACUACGUGACUCUUGGAAGAACAAGCAAAGUAAUGUUGUAAAUGUUCACAGUUGCUGCUGUGGUGCACAAGCUUUUGGUAUCACUGAAGUGGUAUGGAUGCUGAGGAGACUGGGCUGAUGUAAAGCAGCUGCUCUGAGAUCAGUGACUAAGCUGUGGCUGCACAGAGGCUGACAUGGAUUCCUCAGCAAAACUCGUAUCUCUGCCAUGGCUGCAGCAGAAAACCAGAUUUCCAGUUUCAUCACUGCAGGCUGCCAGAAGUUGUGUUGGAUAAGACUCUCUCAGUUUUCCAGUAUUAGUAAGAUUUUUAUGCACAGCUGACUUACCAGUGGAACAGAGAUAUGUAAAUAUGAUUUUUUUUACCACCUCUCACAGCCCAUUAAGUAACAGCAAUCUUUCAGAUCUUCACAUUAAACAACUGCCUGUUUCUAUGAAACUUCACUCUCUGCCAUAGGCUUGAGAAUAGUCAUUGCCUCUGCAAGUAGGGACAAGGAACAAUGACCCUGGUAUGUAAAGAAGACAGUCACUUGUGAAGGAUGGCAGCAAAUGAAGAUGUUAUUCCAUGGAUUAAACUCAAAGUGCAUUGAGAUGAUACUGAGAACUGUUUUUAAGCACAUGAAGAACUACAUGGAAAUGAGUCCGUUCCUGCUGCUGUCAAUCACCAAGCUCUGCAAUGCUACAGCUUCAUGCCAUGAUGGUACAAGAUGGCCAGAUUACAGGAGUUGUUCCAGGACUUGGUAGCAACAUGACAUUCUGCUUCAGCAUCUUCUUGGUACUUGAAUAGCAAAGUAUCUAAUUCGGAAUGAGCAUGAAAACCUGUUUGUGGAAAUCAUGUGUUUCCGGAGUGGCUACACUUCCAAGGAAAUAAACAUAUGCAUGGAGAAUUUGAGUUUUCCUAAAAAACUAAACCUGAUGUCAGAUAUCAGUCCACUCACUGGCAUCAGCAGCACAGGUGAGGCUGAAAUUCCAACUAAUCAAUAGAAGGUCAAUGAAAAUACAUGGGUGGAACCCAGGUCAGGCUGAAGCCAAGCCACAAAGGUAGUAGUGUCAAUUGCUCUAGUAAAAUGAAGGUCGUAUUUUUUUCACAACUCUGUUAUUUGUAGCCUUCAUUCAUGAAACCUUCAACCUAUAAACUGUUUUUAACCUCUGGAGCCAGAGAAAUUGCUCAGUGACUACUGAGAAACCAAGGCAUGCCCAUGAAGGCCAUACUGAGGUACAGAUUUUAAAAAAACCCAAAACAGGUAGCAAGUGCAAAAAGGAGACCAACCAGUUCAAUGCUAAUGAAAUAUUGAAGCAUAUUCUGUCCUGAUUUGCUAAACUAACCUCAGCAGAAGAUGGGACUGGGUGGUCAGCUGAGGUAAUUUCCAACAUGAAAUGUGCUUUGAUAAGCAGUGAUUCCUUGUUGCAGUCAAUAGGUUUGCAUGGAGCUGAAGAUAUCCAGCGUAUAGUUCUGCAAGCAACUAGAAAUUCCUUAGCUGGCAGAUCUCUAAUCAGACAAAUUGGUAUAAAGACAGGUGAGGAAAAGUCUUCUUCCCAUGCUGUGAACUGACAGGAAUAUGGAUGCUGAGCAGAGUUUCUGAGGACAAGAACUAACCCCUGUGUUCUAAGGCAGCAAGAGCUAUCAUAUCUUCAGCUGGCAGAAAUAAAAGUUAACUCCUUGCCAUGAGCUGGGUGCACAGAUUUCAGUGGUAAAACCUGAAUCUGGGCCUUGAAUUCCUGUGUGCAGAAUCUUAAAUUUUAUGGCAGAAGCUUUUUUGAUGCAGCUACCCUUGUAAUUCUGGCCAGAACCUGUGUAUCUUAGUAAGAGACUUGGUGUGUGAUUACCUUCUGUAUCUUCUUCAACUAUGUGGCAAGAUAUCUUUGCUUUUUUCAAAUGGAUUCCAGCUUUCUUUUAUUUUCUUUGUUACUUGCUUUGCUGAGAAGUCGUUUGUCUUGAUUAGUUUACACGCAAUGUGAUUUCUAGACUGGACAUUGAGUCUACUAAAAACACAGAACAAGAGGACUCUUUUAUUAGCUGCAUCUUGAAAUCUGCUGCUGUAGCCAAAACCACCAUGGGAUGCUGAGUAGCACAAAAUACAGCAGCUCCUUCAAAUCAGUGUGAGUUGUAUCAAAACUGUGCUGUAUUACUUCAGGGCUUAAAUACUCUUUCAACUUUGUAAUUGUUUUGCAUUUAGAAUCAAUUUAAGUAAUUGAGUAAUUCUGCUGUUUUUCACACUUGUUAGAAUUCCAGCAUUUCGCUAGCUAAGGUGUCUGUAAAGCUAUUGUAAGACUACUCUGCUAAACACAAACACAGAAAAUUACCUGAUACAUGGUCUUAGGUAUAUAACUUUUCAAGCACCAGUGUCUUAAAUGGAAACACAAUUACCUUUACCAUUUGCACUUCCAUGAACCUGUCUUUGUCACUUGCUCUUAAGUGAAAACUUUUGGUAAAGUGCUUACAGUUUGGCACCAGAGCUGUGCACUGGCAUUGUGCAUCAGAUCUGAGCUCCUCCUGCAAAGGGUAGAAAUAUGAGCGAGAUCUGACCCUGUUUAACUGUAAUUCACGUGGCCAUUUGUUUCCAUGAACACAAGUAGAUACAUAAAGCAAGCAGAUCCGACUUUACAAUAACACAGACAAACACGUACGGAUGUUAUCUUCCUCUCGUGAUUAAGGAAAGUGUCAAGUUUGGAGUCAACUACUGUUUAUUGCUAACUGACUUUGGAGGGGAUAAACUACCGGAUUUGAACACUAAAAGCUACCAAAUGGCACCCAUACAUCUAACUGCAAAAAUGCAGAUCCUCAGAACUCCCAACCAGCUGCAGUCUAUCCAUCUGCUUACUAUCCUGAGAUACAUGUUUUUCAACCUCUAAAAUUUCCUAAGUAACUAAGACUUCUUUAAAGAAAACACAGAAAAAUAAAUAGAUCUAGGUACCAAAGGACUGAAUAUGUAGAGGAAAGGUGCCUGAACCAAUUCUUCAUUCUGUACAUACACCGAGGCUUAUGCUGCUCUGCACAAAUGCAGUAGAGGAUGAUACCCUGUUAGUUUUUUAAGAACUUCUGGAGCAACUGUUCCCUGUUCCCUCUGAAGGCAAAGUCACAAGGCUGGGUGAAAUUAUGCCUGCAUAAUUGAAAGAGCCAUUUUAUUUGUCACUUUGAGGCUUUAUGCAGCCAAGGGAGGCUGGGUUUCUUUGGUCCCAGCAGAAGGUAACAGAACAGAAAUAGCUUACAUACCUCUCAUCCAUCUGUAAAUAACAGAUACUGUUAAUGUGUAAAAAGCAUUGAGCAUUUUUGUGUUCAUUGUAUACAGUGAUGGUUUUGAGUAUGCUCUUUAAAGUUCUGCUACUGGGUCACAAAAGCAAUGAUGGAGAAAUAGGCAGGAGUUGUGCAAAUCAUGAGUUCCUACAAUUUUAAAACCAUACACUGCCUUUUUAAAAAAAGUUUUUCAUAAUCUUGUCUCUUGUGACACAUUAUAAGAAGACAGUAAGGUUUUCAGAGCAAGAGAACAACUUAUUCUAUGAUAUAAAUAGCACACAACAGGGAAUCUUACAAUAACAAAUAAAGUAAUAUUGUCUGUGUCACUUCUCUGUGCCUGCUUCUGUAAAAUGAUGUAAUACUCUUUUUAGUAUAAAAUACUUAAGAUUUAGUCCUCAGCUAGUGUUUAUCAAGAGAAAACAAGUGUAUGGUGUAAUAAGGGCCACUGAUGUGUGAAAGAUUAAUAAUUUGACACAUUAUUCCAAAGGACAAUGGUGCCGUGCAGCCAACAAUGAAGGACAGGCAAGUACCAAAAAUUCAACAUGGAACAUUGGAAUAUUCUGAUGCCAGAACUCAAAUCAUCUUCACAGAGUUUUCAGAUUGCACAAGAAGCUGGGUCCUCUAUGGCACAGUGUCCUGAACGCCAACCAGAACCACAGCCAGAAAGUAACUGACACUGCUGGGAUGAAAACCAAUGUGGAAUAUUUAACAAAAUUUUACUGAGCUUCAUAAAAUGAUUUGACUGGGUUAAAAGUAUUGGUAAUUUUCUCUGACCGGGUUACCUGGCUUGACAGAAAGUAAACCAAGGUACUAGAAAUGACUGCAGAUUGUGCUGUAACCAGCUUGGUUUGUUACACUUGCACACACAAGGGAAGAGUGCAAUAGCAGUGUCUGCCUGCCUGCACUGGUGGUGUGAGCCUGAGCUGCCACAGGGGCUGACAGCAAUGCUGUGACAGCCAUCAGUCACAUCUGCAUCAUAAAAACCUUACUCUGGGUUUGCUGUGUGCAAACACAGCGUGCACACACAUCUGAGGACUGACACUGGGUGAGAGACUAUUGUGAAAUAAGAUGCCAUACCCUGAGGAUCACUUC